Molecule: messenger RNA, 359 nt
Organism: Drosophila obscura
Lineage: Eukaryota; Metazoa; Arthropoda; Insecta; Diptera; Drosophilidae
Exons: 1
Coding region: 18-236 (72 amino acids)
Source: RefSeq, a predicted model, not a curated record
ACCUCAAUCCGAUUAUCAUGCCGUCCCCUCUGAGCGAAGCAAUAGGGUGCACUUGCACCUGCCUCUGUCUGUCGCUAAUCUGGUUGCUGCUCAGCCUGAUCAAUGCGUUCCUGGAGUUUCUGCAGAUGGCUGUGCCGCUGCAUUUGGUGCGGCAACGUGAAAUGGAGGAUGCAGAGCAGCACUUAGCCGGCGAGUGUACACUGGCAGCUAUAAGUAUACGCAUGAUUGCUUUUUGAUCAGACUCAUUUUGUAAUUAAGCCAAAGACUGGAACAAUAGGGAACGGAUAAUACAGAAAAAUCAUCAUAAUGAUUAUUGAUUGAAGAGUAGAAUAUAAAAUGCGAGAUUAGUGUGAUUUAAA